CUGUACCAUUACCUGGUACUAUGACAGGCAGUAUUCGUAGAGGGGCUACAUCUGGUCUCAGACGCAAGCUUAAUAAUGGUUAAAAAUUAUAGGUACUGCGUGCCGACAUGUUCCCCUAUUGAAUACGCGUACAUAAUGGGACAACUUAUCCGUUAUUUCUAUCCGACGAUGUUUGAAGCCUUCAGGAUUUAGGUAUUGAUUAUUGUACAUCGCUAUUGACGACUUAUGGUGUUUUUUUAAAUGGUACAAUUUAACCAUCAAACCCUUUUGAACAAUUUUAUCAUGAUAUGUAAUGAGAAUUCUCUUGUUAUGGACAUUGGCCUACUGGCUAACGUGUCUAGAGAACUCAAAGACCGAAUAUGUGCAGACACUUUUCAAAAGCUCCAAAAACGAACCAACCGAGAGCUGUUCACUGUCGAUUGUGAAGUGGACAGAGUCCUUAGAAAUGAAUCUUACAUAAGAUCAAGACUAUAUUCUGCGAUUGAUGCCUGUCAACUGGAUUACAAACGAAGUAUGAAGAUCAGAAACAUUCUGUGGAAUAAGAAGUUAUUAUCCUCCUUAAAUCAGAAAACACAAAAGCCUCUAGAUGAAAGUUUUAGACUCCGAAAGACGAAGUCAAAGCCCACAUAUGACAGCUUUUGUAAUAGCCAACAUAUGCAGAACUAUCCGUCGAACACGGUUGUUCAGUCGGCUUCACCAAGUCUAACAUCAGACCAACAACUUACAGUGAACAUGAAAAGUGGUCAAAAAUUAAAUACUUCCCGAGAUUUCAAACUAGAGAAAAACGAUUUUUUUUUGAGUAAUUAUAAUACAAGGUAUAAGUCCGAAAGUGUAAUUACUAGGCCCAAAGAGCAAGGAAAUUUUUUAACCCAGUGGCGUUCUGAAUCUGAUCCGUUGAGCUGGAGGGACAUACAAUUUACAACUAUUGAUAGUGAAGCCAGAGGAAAGAGCAGGAACCGAUUAUGUGGAGCAUUUAACGCAACAUCGUUCCAGCUAAUCUAUGCACAAUAAACUUGGUCUUAAUAAAUAACUUUCACAGUGAAACAUGCUUUCUGUUUUAAACGUUAUGAAGCAAAACCCGUUUAUUCUACGAAAGACUGUACCUCGGAAAGAAAUAAUGAAGAAUUAGGCAAAUAUAUGUUUCAGCGACGCGUCAUCUAACCACAUAAAAGAAUUAUACAAAAUGGAUAAUCAUGGUAUUUUAAAAAGCUAGAAAGUAUACUUGAAACCGCAUACACAUUUAUUUUGUGAGAGUAUGGUUCAGCACGUAAAAUUCACAGCUACUAUACUUGAUCUAGUCCUCAUAUCAUUCUUGUUUAACUUCCAGUUAUCCGAGAAUUCCAUUUGCAGUUUCCUAAUUAUAGUAACUUAACUCGACGUUUCUAGUUGCUUUUCACACUAUUUUUAAUAAACGAACGUUGUUAGCAUACAUGUUAUAGAGUUUAAUGUUAAAAACUACUCGAAUUCACAAUUUUUAAAAAUUUAUGAAUGAACUCUGCCAAGAGAUGUUUUCACUCAACCAAUCUGUCUUGUUAUGUGUUUCAACAAGCAUUUUCUUUUUUUAUCUUGCUAUAAAUUAUUAAUUGUCAGGUGGUGGGAUUAUAAUGUAGAAAGUUGGCUAUUGAAAUUCGAACACAAAUCACACGUAAUCACUAUUUUAAAGCU
This is a messenger RNA of Schistosoma haematobium, 1665 nucleotides long. RefSeq lists its product as uncharacterized. Lineage: Eukaryota; Metazoa; Platyhelminthes; Trematoda; Strigeidida; Schistosomatidae. The coding region runs from base 241 to 1011 and encodes 256 amino acids. The transcript is spliced from 4 exons. The record is from RefSeq and is a predicted model, not a curated record.